UAGAGUGACAGAACUGCGAUUUCUGAUAGUACAGAGACAGGCUGGUGACAGUCUUCACCAUGGUUUGCUGUGCUGCAUGGGGAUGCUCCAAUCGCUCAGAGAAAGGUGUGCAAAUGUAUGGCUUCCCCACUGACAUGGAGAGGAGAAAAAAAUGGACCGCAGCACUCCUGACCUGCAUCAUCACUGAUGCUCCAUCACAGAACAGUCCUGUGGCAUCACUAAUCCUCCAUCUACCAGCGCAUAUAUACAGGAUGGACACUCGCUUUGCUCACCUGUACAAGCGGGACAGUAGUGUCUCUCUGAUCAGGCUGAAGAUGUCCAGACGCAGGUCUCAGUCUCAGAAAGAGAACAGAGAGAAGAUGCAGAACCUUCGCAGACACCUCGACCAGCUGCCUGAGAUAGAGCUCUCAAUGGAUGCGUCCAGCAUCAUGGCCACCCAAGAGAUUGCACCCAAAACAAAGACAGCUAAAGAUGUGAAUACUGCGGCUGAGGAGCGAAAGAAGAUGCUUGCUCGCUACAAAGAAAACAAGAUAUUGCAGAAAGAGAAGGAAAAGAGGGAGAAAGAGAAGAAAGGCGUGUUUAAGGUGGGCCUGUUUAAGCCACAACCACUUGGCUAUCUGCCAUCAAACUCUGCUGCACCAAGCAGAGCAAAGAUCACUGAGCCUAACCUGUCCACAAGAGUGACCCGCUCUAUGAUGCACAAUCAAAAGGCAACCGUACAAAGACAAGCUGUUCCAAACAAAGUUGAAAUGGCACCAACCACCAGAGCUCUGACCAAGAACAACUCGAAAGCUCAGAUCACUACCAAAGGCAGAGUAGCCACAGUUGAACCAUCUGUGAGAGCUCCAACCACCAGAUCAUCUUCUAAAACAACAAUGGCAGAUGUGGCUAAACCAGUUGCUGAUUCUCAAGCGCCAAAAACAAGAUCAACUGUCAAGUGUCCUGCAGCACCCUCUUCAGGCAGAGAGAAAGCCAUACAAGGAAACACAAAGGCAAAUGCUGAAAUGAAGAUAAAGGAUGCUGCAGUUGAUUCCGUGAGUCCUGAGGAAGAGAAAGCACCCAAAGGUGUUCUUUCCUCAUUUGCUCCUCAGGGCUUUGUGUUUCAAGCUCCUGUUGGUCUGAGGUCCUUCCAGCCUGCACCCCUUUCUCCACGUUCAGCCAGUGCUUUCAUCUCACCGAGCUUUACUUCUGAGCCCAGCAUGGAGCCCAUUUUCACCUCUCCCCCAAAACCUGUUCUCUCUGCUUCUUCUCUAUCCUCCGUUCUAACAGAUCAUCCCUCCUCUCAUCCAAAACCUUUGCUCUUUGCUCCCUCAAUCUGCUUCCCUCCACCUUCUAGCUCUACACCUCCCCCAGAUCAUCUCUCCUGUCCUCCUCCUGUGUCCUCUCCCCCUCCUGCUCCAUCCUCACCACAGCCAUCCACCUCUACUGCACCACCACCGUCCUUGGUCUCCUUGGAGCCUCAGCGUGAUGUUGCCUAUUUCAGGGCAGUGAUGGCCAGUGAGACAGUCUGCUUGACUGAGCAGUCGGAGUUGUGGGCAUCACGAUUUGAUGAUACUUCUAUCCCAGAGGAGAUAAGAGACCUGAUGCGCACGGCUGUGGGUCAGGCCAGACUGUUGAUGAAGGAACGUUUUGGCCAGUUCAGUGGGCUGGUGGAUGACUGUGACUUGGGUCGUGGAGAGAAAAUAACCACCUGCACUGACUUGCAGGGCUUCUGGGACAUGGUUUACUUUCAGGUGGAAGAUGUCAACAAGAAAUUUAAUGUUUUGAAAGAGGCAGAAGCAAGGGAUUGGAAAGAGGCAGAAACCAAGCCUGUCCCCAGAAAAAGAGUGGUCAAAAAGCCUCCUGUUGCAGGAGCGAAAGCUGGAGCAGGUGGUGGUGCCAGCAAUGCUGCUAAGGGUCGAUUGGCUGCUGUAAAGGCUGCCAUGAGAGCCAAGCAAGCUGCAGAACAGAAAGCUACUGAAGCUCCAGACAACAAUCAGGACGACUCUAGUGCUGUCCCUGCGGCCCCUGCCAAUACACAUCCUGCACAGACUGUGGUGUUUCAUGGAGGCUUCUUUCAGGUGGAAAGCCCAGUCAAACCAAUAGGUGCUGUUAGAAGAUUGUCUCGAAUUAGUGCUGUUUCUUCUCCCCAUGGUUCUAAGUUCAGCACCCCUGGCAGACAGUGCAGAUCAAUUGCAGUCUCUCGUGGCUCUCCUCUACCCUGCAUGUCUCUAACCACCACACCAACUCAAAACCCUCACACUGGUGUAUUACCUGCCUCCACCCCUCAACAUUCUGCUGAGACACUGUCAAACAAAGCUCCUCAGAUCAGCCCAGAACUCAACCGAACUGCACGCAUUUCACCAGACACAGAGCCCUGCGCAAGCAACCAACCUCAUUUGAACCCCACCCAUACCUCACACAUCAGUGGGCCAGCUAACAGUCUAGCAGACCAAUCACAUGUUACAGUUAAGUCCCAUGACUCACCAAGCCAAUCUGAAAAUGUGCCUGCUGUUCAUUCUUUGGAACCUUCAGAACCCUUGAUUAUUCAAGAAUCUGCAUUGUUUAGCUCUUUUCCCCAAGAGAAAAUGGAUGUCAACAUGGUUUCUGAAGAUAAUUAUCCUGUCCCAGCUGGAGCAGUUGCCUGUCCAGGUGCUCUUUCCCAGUGUUCAUCUCACGACUUGGAAGCUGUGGAUGCAGAGCCCAGUGUUCAUGCCCCUUCCUCCCCUGCAAUGAUGCCCUUCACACCAACCAAAGAUCUCGCCGUUUCGACAUCACUUAGUAAUGAUGUUGUUAUUUCAGCCUUUGAUGGCUCUCCAACCAGUACAGAUGUUGAAAUGAAUGGAAAUCAAGAUGAGGGUGCUGCUACUUUGGACAUUGAACGUUACCUGCAGCCCACAGUUAGAUACAGCAUGUCUCCAGUACAGAGUCAUGCAGAAGAGAGUUUCUCUCUUGGGGUAGUAGAUGCUGAGAUGGAGAGCCCUGUAUCUCAGGCAGAGGAGCACACUCUGGAUAUUUUGGCAACACCUACAGCUCUUCCCAGAACGGUGCUCACAUCUCGGACCUAUCAGAUGUCGGACAAUCUGUUGCUGUUCACCCCUGAGCAGAAGGGCAGAGUGAGACAGUCGGUGUGUGAACGCGACCUGAUCACAUUCACACCUCCCACACACAAAUAAGAGCACAUCUGUUCACUGUUUGAAUGUGGAU
This is a messenger RNA of Xyrauchen texanus (razorback sucker), 3186 nucleotides long. It is a transcript of the gene dlgap5, whose product is annotated as discs, large (Drosophila) homolog-associated protein 5. The transcript has 23 exons. Gene Ontology annotation, molecular function: microtubule binding. Gene Ontology annotation, biological process: centrosome localization; regulation of mitotic cell cycle; kinetochore assembly. Gene Ontology annotation, cellular component: spindle pole centrosome; cytoplasm; nucleus. Bases 60 to 3155 code for a protein of 1031 amino acids. The record is from RefSeq and is a predicted model, not a curated record. NCBI's taxonomy places the organism in Eukaryota, Metazoa, Chordata, Actinopteri, Cypriniformes, Catostomidae.